UUAGCGCAGCACAUCCUAUUGAGUGCAUCUCCAGGGAUACUAGCGACCGGUAAAGGCGUGUGCUGUAGCCUACUCAGACUCCGCAUCUCAAUGAGGGGACGGACCAAUGUAAAUCACUGCCAAAAGGGGGGGACGAGCACCAGCUGCAGCCCAGCCUCCGUCUCGCACGGAUAACACGAGUGUAGCCACAGGGCAACAAAGAGGCACACGAUUCUCCCCACUGCCUUUACCAACCCCAAACCAUUGAAACCGAAGUGCUGCAUGCUGCAACUGGAAUUAUCUCUGAGAAAGAAGACUCGCAUUGAGACUAUCAAAACGUUAUUUCGGCGCUAAGGCGAUAUGGAGUUGGAACAUUUUGACGAACGGGACAAAGCGCAGAGGUACAACCGUGGGGGCUCUAGAGCGAACGGCCUGCCCAGUCCUACGCACAGCGCACAUUGUAGUCUGUACCGUACCCGCACCCUCCAAGCGCUGAGUUCAGAGAAGAAAGCUAAGAAGGUCCGCUUCUACCGCAACGGGGACCGGUACUUCAAGGGGAUUGUGUAUGCCAUAUCCCAGGACCGCUUCAGGUCUUUCGAAGCCCUGCUAGCUGACCUUACACGCUCUUUAUCCGACAAUGUGAACUUGCCCCAGGGGGUCCGCACGAUAUACUCCAUUGAUGGGAUAGAGAAGAUCACCAGUAUGGAUCAGCUAGAGGAGGGUGAGAGCUACGUGUGUGGCUCUAUAGAGCCUUACAAGACGCUGGAGUACAUGAAGAAUGUAAAUCCCAACUGGUCGGUCAACGUCAAGACAGCCACGGCUGCCCGUGCGCCCACCUCGCUGGCCAGCGCCAAGGCCAGCUCCACAGAGAGCAGGGAGUCGCGCGACUUCAUCCGGCCCAAGCUGGUGACCAUCAUCCGCAGCGGCGUGAAGCCGCGCAAGGCCGUGCGCAUCCUGCUCAACAAGAAGACGGCGCACUCGUUCGAGCAGGUGCUCACGGACAUCACGGAGGCGGUCAAGCUGGACUCGGGCGUCGUGAAGCGGCUCUACACUGUGGAUGGGAAAAUGUUGACGUGCCUUCAAGAUUUCUUUGGCGAUGAUGACAUCUUCAUUGCGUGUGGGCCUGAGAAGUUCCGCUACCAGGAUGACUUCCUGCUGGAUGAGAGUGAGUGCCGUGUGGUGAAGUCCACAUCCUAUGGGCGCAUCUCCUCCAUGCAGGGUCGCUGCUCGCCCCGGAGCGGUGGGCCAUCACGUAGGAGCAAGUCCCCCGCUUCCACAGGCUCAGCCAAUGGCACAGCGGGUAGUCAGCUGUCCACUCCGCGGUCAGGAAAGUCUCCUAGUCCUUCCCCUACCAGUCCCGCCAGCCUCAGAAGACGCCGGGGAUCCCAACACAGUGGCUCAUCUCUCUCACUGGCCUCCACCAAGGUGUGCAGCUCCAUGGAUGAUGGGGAUGGACCUGGCAGUGAAGCUGAGCUUGUAGAGGAGUACCCCCAGGUCCCCGCCACCAUUGCUGAGAGGUACAAAGUGGGCCGGACACUAGGGGAUGGGAACUUUGCAGUGGUGCGUGAGUGUGUGGAGAGGUCCACGGGGAGAGAGUACGCCCUGAAGAUCAUCAACAAGAGCAAGUGCAGAGGGAAGGAACACAUGAUCCAGAAUGAGGUGGCCAUCCUGAGACGAGUGAAGCACCCCAACAUUGUUCUCCUCAUCGAGGAGAUGGACACCUACAGCGAGCUGUACCUCGUCAUGGAGUUGGUCAAGGGUGGAGAUCUUUUUGAUGCCAUCACAUCUUCCAACAAGUACACCGAGAGAGAUGCCAGUGGCAUGUUGUACAACCUGGUCAGUGCCAUCAAAUACCUGCACUGCCUCAACAUUGUGCACCGAGAUAUCAAGCCAGAGAACCUGCUGGUAUAUGAGCACCAAGACAGUAGCAAGUCCCUGAAGCUGGGAGACUUUGGUCUGGCUACAAUUGUGGACGGACCUCUCUACACUGUGUGUGGGACUCCCACAUAUGUAGCACCAGAGAUCAUCGCUGAGACUGGCUAUGGUCUAAAAGUAGACAUCUGGGCGGCCGGCGUCAUCACCUACAUUCUCCUGUGUGGAUUUCCUCCUUUCCGAGGAAGUGCAGAUGACCAGGAAGCUCUCUUUGACCAGAUUCUUAUGGGCCAGCUAGACUUCCCUCUACCCUACUGGGACAAUGUCUCAGACACAGCCAAGGAGUUGAUUGUCGGCAUGCUUCAAGUGGAAGUGGAGAAGCGGUAUUCAGCUCUACAGGUGCUCGACCAUCCCUGGGUCAACGAUGAUGGCUUGUCAGAGAAUGAGCACCAGUUGUCAGUGGCUGGCAAGAUCAAGAAACACUUCAACACCGGCCCCAAGCCCGACAUCACCACAGCUGGCGUGUCUGUUAUAACAACCACCGCUCUUGAUAAGGAGGGGCAGGUUUUCCGACGAAGACGCCACCAGGAUGUGAAGUCCCCUGCACUGUCGGUCCCCCAGCCCCGGGUCCCCCAGUCCCGCCUUUCCCCUGCCCGCGUCCCCGCCAGCCUCUCCCCAGCUGAGUUCACCUCCGAAUCCGAGGACUACUCCCCCAGCUCCGCCGAGACCGUCCGGUCACCGACCUCGCCCUUCUAACACCCCCACCUCUCCCAGAUGACCCGCUGACAGGGCAGCCCUCCCCUUCCCCAACCUCCGACCAAAACUCCCCUUAUCAGUCAACAGAUAUGGAGGGAUGAUGUGGGGGAGGAGAAGGAGUGGUAGAAGAAGCAGUGUGUGGUUGAAAUGACAAUGGUGCAAUUCCCUAAACAGCACAUUGAUGCUGCAUGUUCACCGGGGAGGCAUACAGUAACCUAGCGUGGUGUCUCGAUAGUGUUUAAUAUUCAUUGGUCAUUGGAUCACAAAGCACUAUUUGUUCUAGAUUGCUGACGGUUGAGUUGGCACUGUUAUGGAGCCCCGCAGAGAGUGUCAGUGCAAAAUCUGGAUCACUUUCGAACCAUCCCAUUUCCCGCAUUUUUUUAUUAAGGUUACUUCUUCCAACACACACACACACACACACACACACACACACACACACACAGACCCCCCACACACACACACACACAUACACACCCACACAUACAAACACGUUAAGCCUUAUUUCUUGUGAUUGAGUUCUGUCCUGUUUCUUUGGACACUGAGGCCCUCUAGUGGUAAUGUGAAAGACCUGCAGUAAAUUUGCACGAGUCACUGGGACAAAUCUGUAAGCGUCUACAACGCCGGCCAUUUGGUGGUGUUGCAAGAUGGCACACUGACUGAUCAGCUUCUUCCAUAUAAGUGACAAAACCUCACAUGCCCAGAAGAUGGGCUUUUUAUGUAAUAUUUUGUAUUGAAGUUCAUACAUUUGAAAUUUUUUUAUUAACAUUUAUUUUAACUUAUUUGCUUCACUUUCAGUUUGAGCUAUUUUUGAAGUAAAAGAAGAAACAAAAGAACAAUUACAUAGGUCCAUGUCAAUUUAAUUUCACAAAAUCACUGUCUAGUGGCCUCUGAGAUGUUCUAUACCAAUAUGUGACACCUGAAAUGUACUGUAUAAUAUUUUGGUGGACAUGUGGCAGUAGAACCAGUACUGCAUAGGGUGGAGCAUAUGUUUUUUAUAUUAUUUUUAUUUUGGUGCUGACAUUUAAAAAAAAAAAAAGUUGACAAAGUAAAUUGUUUGAGAAUAGUAGGAAAUGCUGCUAUGUCCAGAUGUUGCAAACGCAUUUGUAAAUGUUUCAGACCAGUACAUGACUAUUGUAUGGGUGUCUUGGACACGCCUGUUAUAGUGAAGUAUACUAGCUUCUUGUAGACCUUAUUAGAGCUUUGUUGGCCUUUUGGUUCAGACUCUUCUAUCUGAAGGCAGUAAAGGAAAAAGGAAACGGAUGUAUAAGAGACUAUAGGGUCAUAGGGUUACGUACAGAUCAAGUGCAGUUUCUCAUGUCAUGUAAGAAAUAUGCCGAGAUUUCAACACAGCACAAAACAGACAUUUAACAUUUUAAUCAUAACCCUUAUGUAACCGUCCAUGGUUUGUGAUUGUAAAAAUAGAAAAUAAUAAAUCAUGUAUUUCUUAGCUGUAGUCCACUUGGGGCAAACAGGAUAUAGCAAAUGAGAGACUCAAGCACAGUAGUUAGUCUUUGUUGGGCAGAGACAACACUGAUGUAUAUGAAUAGAGAUUUUACACGUCUCCAAUAUAUGGGGCUAUGUAGCAUUUGAAUGUGAAGAUCUCCAUUCUGCCUGAGUUGCCCGAGUUUUCCAUGACUAAGGCAGAGUAUGGUGGCCAUAGCCAGAAACUGAAUACAUUUGCUGUCAGUAUGAUGGAUACAAUGCAUUUAAUGAACCAUUUUAUUCUAGUCUUGGGGUGGUGAUCAGAUGAUUUAGAGCCUCUCAAUUGGGUUAAAAAAAGAAAAGCAAAAUACUUUUGUAAAAGAAAAAGACAGAGAAGGAGAGAUACAUGUAAUUCUGGGCAAGCCCACAACAAAUAACUAAGAGUAUUAGUGACCGUCACAAUACAGAAGUUAACAGUAUAUUGAAUGUAAUUGGUCCAAGUGACCAAAUGUCACGAUAGCACAUAACAUAAUACUAAACAAAUGAAAAAUAAUUGUAGGUAGUGUAAUUAUCCAGUUGACCUGUACUCUUACUCUAUAUGUAAAAAUGACACGUGUGAAAUGAUAGUUUAGUUCAGCGCGUGCUUUGAAUAAAGUACAAAUGAGAUUAAUUUUAUGACCCAUUUGAUCUCGGAAAAGCGACGGAAAAGUUCACUAUUUUACUGCCUUGUCCUCUGAAUGCGCUCUCAGCUAACAUUCAAGCCACUAUACAAUACCUACAGCUAUACAUUACACACUAAAUACAGCUCUGGAAAAAAACUGACCAUUGCAAGCUAAUAAUUUUUCUGGUUUUACUCUGUAUCCGUUUGUGUUUUAAUGAAAUUAACAUUUUAUUUCUUUCAAAUUAGUUUUUAUCUUUUUGUUUUCCAGAGCUGUAUCUAUUCUACCGUCAGACAAUGUAUACCAGUAUCUAAACCAAUGUUUCAGAGAUUUUACAGAUCAUACAUUCAGUUUUACAUUUGACCGUCUGUUGUGUACAAUUUUCCUCUUUUUUGUGUAGACCAAUCUGUAUGUUAAGUGUAUUAUGAACAUAUUUCAUUUGGUCCACUUUGUUCAGUGUGACGUUCAGAAGUGCUUUGGACCCAGUGGAUGUCACUGUGGCCUAGUGCACACUCUUCAAUCGAAGCCCCCCCCCCCCCCCCCCCCAUGUGCAUGUGUGUAGGUGUGCUUUUGUAAGUGAAUGACUAGUGCUCUCAUAUGUUUUUUUUUUCUGUUGUAGGUCCACUUGAGUGGAUUUUUGGGUUUGGGUGUGUUUGUUUCUCCCACUGUAAAAUGUGAUCCCAAAAAUGAACCGGUUCAAAUAAAUGCAGCACAAACCAGUUGACAAUUCAGUUCAAACUAGCUAACUAGCUAAACUAUGUCACAGUGACAGAAGUUGACACAUUACAUGGCUGAAUUUUAGCGACUGUAAAUCGGUGUGUAUGACAAGCACAAGAAGGCAUGUAGUUUAUUUGCUAUAUGGCAUGCAUUUUCCUUUGUUAAGAGAAAUGUUAAGAUAAUGUUUGUAAUUGUCUAUAAAUAACAUUCUGUAGAAGAAAAAAAAAACAUGCGACAAGACACUGUAUGCAGAUUGAUCCCAGAGUCUGUGUCUUAAUGUAAGAGUGAGUGAUGUAAGGAAAUAAGGAAUUCAUAAUUUCAGUGCAUUUUCCAUGAAUGUAGUAUGGUCAAUGGUCCAUAGUACUCAGUCUCUUUGUGUUUCCAUCUAGUAGUUUAAAGGCUUUCUGGACGACAUUUGGAGGAGUGUAAUACCAUUGCUUCUAUGUGCAGUAGCAGCCAACAUUGGUGCACUCAGCCAAAAACCAAACAUGAAUAAACACAUUUCCUUCA
Alosa sapidissima (American shad) is the source of this 5915-nucleotide messenger RNA. Its product is annotated as serine/threonine-protein kinase DCLK1-like. NCBI's taxonomy places the organism in Eukaryota, Metazoa, Chordata, Actinopteri, Clupeiformes, Clupeidae. Gene Ontology annotation, molecular function: ATP binding; protein kinase activity. The record is from RefSeq and is a predicted model, not a curated record. The coding region runs from base 340 to 2607 and encodes 755 amino acids. The transcript has 16 exons. Gene Ontology annotation, biological process: intracellular signal transduction; protein phosphorylation.